Gloeophyllum trabeum ATCC 11539 is the source of this 703-nucleotide messenger RNA. RefSeq lists its product as uncharacterized. Lineage: Eukaryota; Fungi; Basidiomycota; Agaricomycetes; Gloeophyllales; Gloeophyllaceae. The record is from RefSeq and is a predicted model, not a curated record. The coding region runs from base 320 to 556 and encodes 78 amino acids. The transcript is spliced from 3 exons.
GCAAGUCUGACACAACGUCCGAGAUCGUCAUCUCUGCUGCAUGCCCAUAAAGAUAGAGCACAGCUUGACACCGACUGCCUACCCCGUCCAACCGCUGCUGUCCUAGCAUUCUCGGAGAUUUACCAAGUGAACGCGAACGCGUCUGCAGUGCAGCGGCGACUCUCCAUGACUUGCGGAAAGCGUGUUCGUCUCCCCCAGAACUGCAGGUACAGACAAGCCUGAUACUAAAACGCAACGUCAAGUAUGCCGACCAAGAUUUCUAAGCCUAUGCAUGAGUGUGGAGCCAAGGCGAUUCUAAAUCCGCCGUAGCUGUCGUCAAAUGUUCAUAGGGCAGUCUUCGCAGUCCAGAGUAUAUCCCGGUUUGUUCCCGGGUGAUGUGACCAGUGGCUUGAGAGUGGGGGUGGCUUGCCUACCGAACAGUACCGAUAGACUGGUCAACGCAAUUAAAUCAUCGUUGUGGGACUAUUCUAGCAUCCGUCGCGUGAAUUGCGUUCAGCCAGCGACUCUAAUUCCAUGCAAUGUCCCUUACGCUAUAUUCCUUUCAGCGUGGGCGUAGUACCCCACGCCGUCUUCCCCGCCCUUCCGUAUUCCAGGCCAUCCCUUCAUUUAGGAGCGCCAUGCCCUCCGUCCUCACCCAUGCACCCAAUUCCUGCAUGUAUAUUAGGGUGGCCGUUUCCACGAGCUCAGGGCCUGUUUUCUCGGG